GGAACAUCCUAGAUGGGGAGCAUCCAACACAGCCUUGGCUAGGUGGCUUCCACCAGCCUAUGAAGAUGGACUCAGCCAGCCUCGAGGAUGGGAUCCCAGUGUCCAAUACAAUGGAGUCCAGCUACCUUUGGUUCGUGAAGUGACAAGAAAAAUUAUUCAUGCAUCUAAUGAGGCUGUUACUGAAGACAACCUGUAUUCUGAUAUUAUUAUGGUGUGGGGACAAUACAUAGACCAUGACAUUGCAUUCACACCCCAGAGCACAAGUAGAACCACCUUCCUAAAUGGAAUGGAGUGCCAGAUGACAUGUGAAAAACAAAAUCCAUGUUUUCCAAUAAAGGUGACCACCAAUGAUACAUUAUCUGCAGGGAUGAAUUGCUUGCCCUUCUACCGCUCAUCUCCUGCAUGCAGCACUGGUGAUCAUGGAAUUCUCUUUGGAAAUAUAUCAGCACUAAAUCCAAGACAACAGAUCAAUGGCUUAACUUCUUUCCUUGAUGCUUCUACUGUCUAUGGCAGUACCCCUGCCAUUGAAAACAAGCUGAGGAAUUUAACAAGCGAAGAAGGCCUUCUUAGAGUAAACAUGAAAUAUUAUGAUAACCAUCGGGAAUAUCUGCCUUUUACAGACAAGGUCCCGUCACCUUGUGCACAGGACUUGAAUGCAAGUGGAGGGGAGAGGAUUGAAUGCUUUAUGGCUGGGGACAGCCGAUCCAGUGAGGUCACAUCUCUGGCAGCUAUGCACACGCUGUGGCUGAGAGAGCACAACCGCCUGGCCAGAGCCCUCAAAAACAUCAACAGCCACUGGACCGCUGAGACAGUCUACCAAGAAGCACGAAAAAUUGUCGGUGCUCUGCAUCAGAUUAUUACUUUAAGAGAUUACAUUCCCAAAAUCAUUGGUCCAGAUGCUUUUAGUCUGUAUAUUGGCCUUUAUACAGGUUAUGAUCCCACAAUGAAUCCUACAGUUUCUAAUGUAUUUUCAACAGCUGCUUUUCGUUUUGGUCAUGCAACAAUCCAACCAAUAGUCAGGCGAUUGAAUGCGCAGUAUUUAGAUGAUCCAGAACUCCCAAAUCUUCAUUUGCAUAAAGUUUUCUUUAGUCCCUGGAGACUCAUUAAAGAAGGAGGCUUGGAUCCUUUACUAAGGGGUCUUCUAGCACAUUCAGCAAAACUGCAGGUCCCAGAUCAACUACUGAAUGAAGAAUUAACAGAAAAACUGUUUGUGUUGUCCAAUAACGGUUCACUUGAUUUAGCAUCGUUAAAUUUACAGCGUGGCCGUGAUCAUGGACUCCCAGGUUAUAAUGACUGGCGAGAAUUCUGUGGCUUACCAAAACUGGAAACUCAAAAUGACCUGAAUACAGUAAUAACCAAUCACAAUGUCACUGAAAAAAUAAUGGAAUUGUACCGUAAUCCUAAUAAUAUUGAUGUUUGGCUUGGUGGUCUGGUAGAAGACUUUCUUCCAGGUGCUAGAACAGGCCCCCUGUUUGCGUGUAUAAUUGGAAAGCAAAUGAAAGCCUUAAGGGAUGGUGACCGAUUUUGGUGGGAAAAUGAUAAUGUUUUCACAGAAGCUCAAAGGCAUGAACUUGAAAAACACUCAUUAUCCCGCGUGAUUUGUGACAAUACAGGGAUUGCUGAAGUGCCAGCUGAUGCUUUUCAACUUGGGAAGUUUCCACAGGAUUUUAAACAUUGUGACAAUAUACCUGGGAUGAAUUUAGAAGCCUGGCAAGAAUUCUACCAGGAAGAGGAACUAUGUGGAACACCAAAGAGUGUGGAAAAUGGUGAUUUUGUAUACUGUUCACAAUUUGGAAAAUCUACAGUCACUUAUUCAUGUCAAUAUGGAUUUCAAUUACAAGGAGAAGAGCAAUUAACCUGUACAAGUAAAGGAUGGAACUUUGAGGCUCCAGUUUGUAUAGACAUCAAUGAAUGUGAAAAUGAAAUUAAUCCACCAUGCUCUCCUUCUGCUAAAUGUGUUAACACUAAAGGCAGCUACAAAUGUCUCUGUGCUGAUCCUUACAAGCUGGCAGAAGAUGGAAGAACAUGCAUUGAUGCUGGAACACUUCCUAAAGACUCUUUGGUUUCCAUCAUUCUAGGGGUCAUCAUGAUUUUUUUUUUUUUUACAAUAGCGAGUUGGAAAGUACUAUGCCAGUCUUAUGUUUAA
Antrostomus carolinensis (chuck-will's-widow) is the source of this 2146-nucleotide messenger RNA. RefSeq names its product thyroid peroxidase (gene TPO). Lineage: Eukaryota; Metazoa; Chordata; Aves; Caprimulgiformes; Caprimulgidae. The transcript is spliced from 10 exons. Gene Ontology annotation, molecular function: iodide peroxidase activity; calcium ion binding; heme binding. Gene Ontology annotation, cellular component: membrane. The annotation marks the transcript as partial. The record is from RefSeq and is a predicted model, not a curated record. Gene Ontology annotation, biological process: thyroid hormone generation; response to oxidative stress.